AUGAUUUCGUGUCUUGAUGAUGCCUGCCUGGUGAAAUUACAAAUAUUUUCCCAGUUAUUUUUAACUAUGGAACCGAACGAGUUUGUUUCAAGUGGUCUACUUGCAAAGCGAUACCGAGACAUGAUACCGAGUGUUCUGGAGGGCUCAAUUAUUUCGACUCUUUCAAUGAACCGUGACGGCUCCAAUACCGGUUACCCUUCUUCAGUCAAGCUACCCCUUGCAUUAACUGUUCCGGCUAACUGCAUUGCAUCCAUACGUAAAACUUAG
Protopolystoma xenopodis is the source of this 267-nucleotide messenger RNA. The record is from the annotation of a GenBank genome assembly. Lineage: Eukaryota; Metazoa; Platyhelminthes; Monogenea; Polystomatidea; Polystomatidae.